Molecule: messenger RNA, 2476 nt
Organism: Macroventuria anomochaeta
Lineage: Eukaryota; Fungi; Ascomycota; Dothideomycetes; Pleosporales; Didymellaceae
Product: guanine nucleotide-binding protein-like protein alpha-3 subunit
Exons: 2
Coding region: 379-2235 (618 amino acids)
Biological process (GO): adenylate cyclase-activating G protein-coupled receptor signaling pathway
Cellular component (GO): heterotrimeric G-protein complex
Molecular function (GO): GTPase activity; guanyl nucleotide binding; G protein-coupled receptor binding
Source: RefSeq, a predicted model, not a curated record
CAUCUCUCGACCAUCAUUUUGACCUUUCUUGAAGGCCGGAAAUUUCGCUCCAACACCGCGCAAUGGCUUACGGUUCUUUUGAUUCAGACAUAAUGGUCACACAACAACUUGCGCCAAAGGAUUGCUUAUCCUCGGCCAACAACCUCUCCCGGUGCUUAAUCGCUCGAGCUAUUGGUCCACACCUUUUAUGGCGUUGACAACUCCGGAACCUAUCCCGUGAUUAUCCCCAUACAAGCGCUAACCUAAAUCAAGUCUACCGACCGCUGAGAUCUGCAAUUUGCGACAGUUAUUACCAGUCCUUCUCCACCUCACCCUGACUUUCAUGCAAGUCAUCACGAGUUGACACAACUUACACACAUUGCGACACCCGAUUGCGCAAUGGCGGUCGUUCCGCCGAGCGAGAAAAGAGUGUACGAGUUCAUCAGUACAGUUGGAAUGAACAUAGACAGACUGCGACAAGGCAUCAAUGCGCUCCGGCAGCUGCACGACCGUUGGACGGGCUGUAAUGAAACAGUUAUCAAUCUCAUAGCACAACUCACGGCUUUGCGAUCGAAUCUGGACAAUGUGCACGAUUGGCUCAACUAUGCGAUCAAUGAUCUGCAUCCCCAGCUUCUCUCCGACUUGGAUGUCUUGAUGGCAUCCUGCGCAUUACUCGUGCGACAUGUGGACCAUUUGAUCGCAAGUCUUCGACAACCGGACCCGGAUGCAGUGGAUUGCGCAGUCAAGCUCAAGUAUGCCGUUGGCGGCCGGUCAAUGGAACGGCUUCGAGACGUCGCUGAGCGACAAUCAGAAUCCGUGCGCAUACUGCUGGCUGCAUGCAAAUGUCACACUACUGCGCAGCGCAAGAUCCUGCUUUACAAGAGUCGCCAGAUCAGGAAGGAGGAUGACCUAUCUAUGAAAGUACUAGCGCGGUCAUCAAAGUGGAAUGGUGGAUGCAUGACAGUCCUUACAGGCGUUUCCAGAGGAAUCCAAGGACUCAGACUAUCCUACCACAAGAAUUUCAAGCGGAAAGAUACCUAUGAGGAACCGACCGAGAAGGACUAUGACAAUGCCGCAGCUGCUAUCAGAUCCGAAGCAAUUGAUCGCGCGUUACAGGAAGACAGCAUGACGCUUCGACGAGAGACAAAACUCAUGCUGAUGGGCCAGGAUAAUAGCGGCAAAGACCUCGUCAUGCAUCAAAUCAAAGUCUUGUAUGCCGAGGGCUACUAUUCACCAGAAGACCGCAUGAGGUUUCGAGACGCCGUGCGCUCUACGAUGCGCCUGCUCAUCCACUCUAUCAUUGACCUGCUGAAGGACACCGGUAUCAACCUGCCUACGGCCCUGAGUCAUGACUUUGCUAUCUUGCUGGACGAAGUGGACUUGGUUGACAUGUACCGCAUUACAAAUGAAGCCGCAGCUGCUGUACGAAAUCUGUGGGUCAGCGCUGAGUUCUCAGCAAUGUACCUCAAGAACUUCGAGAUCGAUUUCCCACAAUAUGCGCCCUACUUUGCCCAGGAGGUUCAGAGAAUCGCCUCAGAAGACUACAUACCUACAGAAGCAGACAUCAUCCGUCUUAAUCAGUCAAUCGAAGGCAUCAAGGAGCUACGCUUCAAUUGGGAUGAACUGGACGUCCACCUCUUCAACAUCAAUGGCUAUAUCCCAGACCAAUUCCGCAAACGCUGGUUCCACCAAUUCGACAGCGCCACAUCACUCGUCUACACUGUCGACGUCUCGCUCUACGACCGGCCUUUCUACGGCCAAACAACAAAGUCGCAACUUCUAGACGAUUUCGCCAGCUUCGAGUCCUGGGCCACAUCCCCCAAAUUCGCUGACUCCGCCGUCAUCCUCCUACUCAACAACUUCACCCGUUUCCGCGACAAACUGCGCUACUCGCCACUUGAAACCCUCUUCCCAGACUACAUACCCAACGCCACUGAUCCGGACAGCUCAGCGCGUCAGUACAUUCUCAAGCAGUUCAAAGAUAUCAACCGCAACCGGCUAUCUAUCUAUUCAUUCUGGGUCGAUCUUGAUAUGAGCGAUAACCAGCACCUAUAUGCUGCGCUCAAGAAGACAUUGCAGCACAUUCAACAGCGUAAAGCGAGGAGUGAGGUAUGGCAGGAGAGCGAGUCGAGUACGAGUUCUGGGACAGGGCUUACGAGGAAGCUGACGAAUAGUCGGCUGAAUUUGCGGUCGAGGAGCGGGUUGAAGCUGGAGGGCUUGUUAUCGAAGAGGUCGGUGGAUAGUGAGUUUUCAUGAUAAUCUUUCUGACAAACCGGGCGGUUGCAUAAGGUACAGUAAUGGUCUUUGGUUUCAUGGUUUGCGUGCUGUUUGGCGUUUUGGAUGCAAGAUACCAUAUGGGGUAGCACUUUGAGCUACGAUCGUGGCUGGGACAACGAGGUGGUACGCAUAUAUUAUGAUACACACGGCCGAGGUAGCGCAGUAAUAGUAAUGUAGGAACUUGGGAGCUGUUAAGAAGAAUCUAUAGUAUUAUUGGUAG